This is a messenger RNA of Abrus precatorius (Indian licorice), 1195 nucleotides long. RefSeq names its product probable WRKY transcription factor 70. Bases 53 to 1015 code for a protein of 320 amino acids. The transcript is spliced from 3 exons. Gene Ontology annotation, molecular function: sequence-specific DNA binding; DNA-binding transcription factor activity. Lineage: Eukaryota; Viridiplantae; Streptophyta; Magnoliopsida; Fabales; Fabaceae. Gene Ontology annotation, biological process: regulation of DNA-templated transcription. The record is from RefSeq and is a predicted model, not a curated record.
AAAGAGAAAGUAAAAAAAAAAAAAAAUCAAGAAAAAGUAAUCAAGCAAGAAAAUGAAAAUUGUUUCCUCAGAAACUGAAAGUGUUUCAGCCAAUAGAGAGAGAAUGAUAAUAAGAGAGCUUGUUCAGGGUCAAGAAGCUGCUACACAACUCAAGGUUCUUCUUCAGAAACCCUUUGGGAGUGAAGGGUAUCUGUCAUCUGAGGAGCUUUUGGCCAAUGUACUCAGAUCUUUCAAUGAGGUCAUUUCUAUCAUAACUUCUUCUUCUUCAGAACUUGGUUCUGCAGGUGGGGUGGCUCACCGGAAUCUUCUCAGUUCCGGCGAAAAUGGGUCCCAGGUGGCCGGUUCCGGAUAUGAUCCAACAUGUGAAGAUUCUAGUGAGAGUAGGAAGAGAUCCCAAAAGGGUGGAAGAGGUUGCUACAAAAGAAGGAAGAGAGCACAGACAUGGACCAUAGUCUCCUACAACACUGAUGAUAAUUAUGUAUGGAGGAAGUAUGGACAGAAGGAAAUCAUGAAUUCUGAAUUCCCUAGGAGCUACUUCAGGUGCAGUCACAAGUAUGAUGAAGAUUGUCGAGCAACCAAACAAGUGCAAAGGGAUCAAGAAAAUCCUGAUAUGUAUCGAACUACAUACAUUGGCUGUCACACAUGCAAUGCCACUCCAAAGGCUACAAAUUCGAUUACAGAUUCAACAACUUGGGAAUCAUAUCUUCUUAAAUCUGAUCCUAACAAGAAGGUGCCAAAUGAUCAUGAUCACCACAAUAUUAGCGCACCAAGCCUAACUAUAAAACAAGAAUUACCCAAAGAGGACACACCAGGUGAUGUUAAAGAUCAGAAGCUGGAUCAUAGCCUGUGGUCUGAGUUGAAAGAUUUUGAACCAUACAAGCCUGCCAUUAAUGUGCCCUUAAAGAUGGUGUCUGAUAAUGGUGCACGUAACUCUCAAUGCUUGGACAUGGAUUUUGGGGUGGAGUCUGUUCAUUUUGGCUCUGACUUCCACUUUGAUGAAAGCCACUUUGAUUAGUUUCCUAAGAUUAAUUGUUGGGAUUAGGUUUUGAAUAAGAAAAAUGUUAAUUAAGUGUCUUUAUAUACUUGUUAAGGAUUUAAAAAAAUAUUAAAAAGUGUUAUUCAUGUACUUUGAUUAUUAGUUUCUUUAAUGUAUUUCUCUUGUGAUUUUGAAUAAAAAAUUUAUUUCUAUUAAUUU